CACUCCUGGGUGCUUGGUGAUUGGCGUAGAGUAAUCACCUAGCAACCGCUGCUCAAAGGAAGUCAGCUGCCGUCUGGCACUCUACUGAGCUCUGGCAAGCUGGGCUCUCAGGCUAACGCAGUCUGCUCACACUCCUCUGACAGAGCAGCAUGGAGGCUGAGGCAACGGAGCUGCUGGACUGUGCUGGAUAUGACCCGUGACUGGUUUGUCACAGAAUUGGACUCACCUGCUUGGAAAGUUUGUUAAUCUGGAUUAAGAGGGUGUGGAGGACUUUCCAGGCAUUAACAGUGCAUACAUGGAGAGUUGGUAGCAUCCUUAGAAAUAUCGUCAGUGUAUGGCUGGACUGCUUGCCCCGCCUUAUGGUGUAAUGGAAAGCGGUCCAAACAGUGACAGAAUGCCGGACAAAGAGAACAUAAGCCACAACUCAUUUGUUUCAGUCUCCAAACAUCAGAAUAAGAAGGCACUCAUUGAAAGUCCAGCCAAACCCAACCCUAAAUCCAUUUCUCAGGUGCCGUCGGAGAAGAUCCUGCGGGCGGGGAAGGUUCUUCGUCACGCCAUCCUCUCCCGAGCGCCUCACAUGAUCAGAGACAGGAAGUACCAUCUGAAGACGUACAGGCAGUGCUGCGUGGGAACAGAGUUGGUCGACUGGCAGAUGCAGCAGAGCUCAUGCGUCCACUCUCGCAUUCAGGCUUUGGGCAUGUGGCAGGUGCUGCUGGAAGAAGGUGUUCUCAACCAUGUGGACCAGGAGCUGAGCUUCCAGGACAAGUAUCUGUUCUACCGCUUCCUGGAUGAUGAGCAGGAGGACGCUCCUUUCCCCAGUGAGGAGGAGAGAAAGGAGAGCCAAGAAGAACUGCAGGAUACCCUUCUCCUCCUCUCGCAGAUGGGGCCCGAUGCCCACAUGAGGAUGAUCCUGAGGAAACAACCAUCAGAGAGAACAGCUGAUGAUUUGGAGAUAAUUUAUGAGGAGCUUCUCCAUAUAAAGGCCUUAUCGCACCUGUCUACCACUGUAAAGAGAGAACUGGCAGGAGUGCUGAUCUUUGAGUCCCAUGCCAAGGCAGGAACAGUGUUGUUCAAUCAAGGGGAGGAAGGCACUUCAUGGUACAUUAUUCUAAAGGGCUCGGUCAAUGUUGUCAUCUAUGGCAAAGGUGUGGUUUGCACGCUGCAUGAGGGAGACGACUUUGGGAAGCUCGCUCUUGUCAAUGAUGCCCCCCGCGCCGCCUCCAUUGUCCUGCGAGAGGAUAACUGUCAUUUCCUGAGAGUGGACAAGGAGGAUUUCAACAGGAUCUUGAGGGAUGUGGAGGCCAACACGGUGCGUCUGAAGGAGCACGAUCAGGAUGUUCUGGUCUUAGAGAAGAGUCUGAGCAGCAGUCGAACCUCCAUCCAUGGAGCCACUUCCUCCCAUUACAAAUACACUGUGAUGUCGGGGACGCCCGAGAAGAUUCUGGAGCACUUCCUCGAAAUGAUGCGAUUGGAUUCUGAAUUCACAGAGUCAGAUCCGGCCCUGGAUGAUUUUGUGCUCAUGCACUGCGUCUUCAUCCCCAACAGUCAACUAUGUCCAGUGCUGAUGGCCCACUACCAUGCCCAGGCGUCUCAGGGCUCCGAGCAGGAGAAGCUGGACUACACCCUGAACAACAAACGCAGGGUGAUCCGCCUGGUGAUGCGGUGGGCCGCUGUCCAUGGAGAUCACCUACAGGAGGAGGACACAUCAGUCGCCUUCCUCGAGGAAUUUCUCAUCGCAGUAUCAAAUGAUGCAAGAAUGAUUUUAGCCCUCAAGGAUCAACUUCCAGAGUUGGAGAGAAUUGUGAAGCGCAACAGUUACUUAACAAUCCCUUUUUCACAUUCCAGCACAGAAAAUGCCAGAUCCACACAGAAAAAGCACAAAGUCCUGCUGAGGCAGUUCAGCAUGGGAGAUGAGAAGCUUCAGAAGCGUCAGCCAAUCAAGAGUAAUGAUGAGAUUCUAUUCAAAGUCUACUGCUGUGACCACACCUACACCACGAUCCGGGUCCCGGUGGCUGCCUCGGUCAGGGAGGUCAUCAGCGCCGUGGCCGACAAGCUGGGGUCAGCGGAGGACCUCCUGCUGGUCAACCUCAGUUCAGCUGGAGAGAAAGUGAUCUUCAAGCCCAAUGAUGUUUCAGUGUUCUCCAGUCUCAGCAUAAAUGGGCGUCUGUUUGCCUGCAGCCGGGAUCAACUGGAUUCAUUGACACCUUUACCCGAGCAGGAAGGCCCCUCCUCAGGUUCAGUGUCCAGCUUUGAGCUGAUGAGCUCUAAGGAUGUGGCCUAUCAUAUGACAAUGUAUGACUGGGAGCUCUUCCACUGUGUUCAUGAGCAUGAACUUAUCUACCACACAUUUGGGAGGCAAAACUUUAAGAAGACCACUGUGAACCUGGAUCUGUUUCUGAGGAGGUUCAACGAAAUCCAGCUGUGGGUGAUCACAGAGCUGUGUCUGUGCACCCCACUCAGCAAGCGGGUGCAGCUUCUCAAGAAGUUCAUCAAGAUUGCUGCUCACUGUAAGGAGUACAAGAAUCUGAACGCCUUCUUUGCCAUCAUUAUGGGAAUAAGUAACCCAGCGGUGAGCAGGCUGAGUCAGACCUGGGAGAAACUUCCCAGCAAAUUCAAGAAGUUUUACGGGGAAUUUGAAAACUUGAUGGACCCGUCCAGGAACCACCGGGCGUACCGUCUGGCUGUUGCCAAGCUGGAGCCGCCCAUCAUUCCCUUCAUGCCACUUCUGAUCAAAGAUAUGACAUUCACUCAUGAGGGGAAUAAGACUUUCAUUGACAGUUUGGUAAAUUUUGAGAAAAUGCGGAUGAUUGCUAGCACAGUGAAGACAGUGAGAUACUGUAGGAGCCAGCCAUUCAGUCCAGAUUCAUCUCAGGCCAGCAAGAACCACCCAGAGGUGCGGAGCUACGUGCGUCAGCUCAGCGUGAUUGACAACCAAAGGACACUAACCCAGCUUUCUCAUGGACUUGAGCCUCGCAGGUCUUGAAACAACUCAGGGACAGAGGCGUUACAUGCUGAUGCUGCUGAUCUACUACACAUGAGCUUGUUUGGUAUGAAUUUAUUCACAUACAAGCAACUAUAUGGAGGACCUAACGAUGUAUAAAUAAAGAGAUAUUAUUUCAGAUGCCAUAGCUUGAGUUCUUAAGCCUUUUAUUACUGUAAUUUUGAUAUUUUAGCAUCAUGCAACAGUAAUUGUUGGCUGGUGAAGUACCUCUCAUAUCACUGCGCUGCAGAUUAUCAUCAUCAGCUCAGAGUCACUCAUGACGAGGGGCAGACCCGGGAGCGAAUGAUCCUUGGGGGACCUCAUCCAUCAGAUUAUUGUGUAACAUUUCAGAUGUAAACACUAUGUGAUGCCGAUUCUUUACAAAUGCAAAUUCUAGAUAUUCCUGAUAUUCAGUUGUUUCAUAUAUUUUGUAUCAAAUUAUAUUUAUAAAUAUUUGAGUUUAUGGCUUUACUAUGUGUUGUAAAAUGUAUUCAAAUAUUUAUUUUGACAUUAGCAUGCAAAGGAUUUUGAUGUUGGGCUGGAUGUUCAUGUGAGCACAUUCCUCUUUGAGAGUCGUACAGUAAGUGUUGUUUGAAAACUUUUUACCCAUGUCUGCUGUAAAUAUUAAAAA
Myripristis murdjan (pinecone soldierfish) is the source of this 3611-nucleotide messenger RNA. It is a transcript of the gene rapgef4a, whose product is annotated as Rap guanine nucleotide exchange factor 4a. The coding region runs from base 335 to 2983 and encodes 882 amino acids. Gene Ontology annotation, cellular component: plasma membrane. Lineage: Eukaryota; Metazoa; Chordata; Actinopteri; Holocentriformes; Holocentridae. Gene Ontology annotation, biological process: Ras protein signal transduction. The record is from RefSeq and is a predicted model, not a curated record. Gene Ontology annotation, molecular function: guanyl-nucleotide exchange factor activity. The transcript has 28 exons.